Messenger RNA from Camellia sinensis, 4985 nucleotides. The record is from RefSeq and is a predicted model, not a curated record. Lineage: Eukaryota; Viridiplantae; Streptophyta; Magnoliopsida; Ericales; Theaceae.
AAAAUUCAAUAGAUAUUACCUAUAUGUAUCGGGAUUUUAUAUUUAUUAAUAACUGACUGUAUCUCUUAUACCAUUGUUUGUUAAUAAAUAGUUACAUAAUAUUUUAUAUUUCUUUAAAUAUUCAAAUAUUAAGUAUGUGUAAUGCAUUAAUGACCUUCCAUCAAAACUUUAAAAAAAAAAAAAAAAUUUAUAAAAACCCGACUAGUUAGUUUCAUCUCAAGAUUAAAUCUACCCUGCUCCUUGCGAAUACCGGUAUGCAUGUAGUAUAUGAUCUAAAAGUAGAGUGUAGAGAGAGGGUAGAUAGAAAGGACUUGACUUGCUCCUCCUUCAAUUCCUUUUCAAUUUUAUUUUCAAGCAGUUUAAUCAUGUUAUACUUUUGAUACAUUACUAUGUUGACUAAACCCACGCCACACCACACCACACCACCCCACCCUCCUCUCUCUCUCUCUCUCUCUCUCACAGUAGUCUUGGCGAGGAGACUUUGAGACACUCAUUUUUCUUUGGCUGGUACGUCUCACCACUGUCUCUCCCUCUCUCUCUUUGGCUGGUACUACUACGGUGGCUCUCUCAGAUUCUCGAAGUUACUUGGAGUUAAAGAAGUUUUCAUUUUGCAGUUUUCAUGUGGAUGCCAUUCCUUGUUAUGAAUCAAACUACCCCAAUCAGCUUUUGUUGGUAUAUGUGCUUUUUUCCCCAUAUAUUUGCCUUUUUAUUUUUUAUUUUUUGGCUAUAAUUUUAUUUUAUUUUUUUAAAUUCUAUUUAUUUAUGCAUUAGUUCAGUACAGUUAAGAAUAUUAUUGUUGAUUCUGUUAGCAUAGAAGGGAUUUAAAAUUGAGUGAAUUGAUUGAAAGAAAUCCACUUCAUGAUUUGUUAUUGUUGUUUGCCACUCAUAAUUACCAACCAAAACCCAACUCAAUUUCAUGUGGUGCUUAACUUGAUGGUUAUAGGGACUAUGCAUCUUCUAUCUCAAAUUUUUUUUAUUCUUCUUUUAUGAUUCACUUAUAGUUAUUUGAUUAUGUGAAAAUAUUGAGAUAUGAUCAAACGAUUAAAAAUGAAUUGGGAUGGAUAGAUGACAUAAACUUUAUGAAAGAGCCAAGGUUUUCUCAAGUCCGAGCUUCGGAUGUGCUCCAUUUUGAUUUUGUUGCAAAUUAAUGAUUUAGAUUUUGUCCACCUAUUUACAUACCUAAUUGUAGAUCCAAACAAAAAAUUGGACCCAAUAUUUAAUGGGUUUAUGGAUGGAAAAAAAAUUAAGCAUAACUUACAAAAAAUAUUGAUGCAGUACAAAUCCGAGUAUCGACUCACCAAUACAAACAUGUAUUGGAGAGAAGUCAUUCUCUCUUAAAACAGAGGAUCCUUAGUCGUAUUUACCCUUGUACUAGUCAAUAGUAACGGGUACCUUAAUUGAUAGGUAUUAAUACUGAUAAUUAGAGUGGCACUUCAUAUAGUAAGAUAAAAUGGUAGAAACAAAGAUAGUCAUUAUAGCAUUAGGCCAUCACUUUUAUAUUGAUGUUUUAAUGAGUAAUUAUCUUGUAUUUUGAAAAUUUAUUAUUGGCUGUGUCCACCCAAUAGUAGGAGCCAAAUAAUUACAUUAUUCAAAAAAUAAGUAACACAUAUUAUUAUUAGAUGGUAACAUAAACAUGCGAGUAGAUAAUUUUUCGUAUUUUAAGAGACAAUUGGAUGUGUCAACUAAUUUAUGGCGUAGAGUUUUACUCCAAAAGCACUUAAUAAUUUUUCCAAAUCAAGGUGGUUUCUAUCUCUGUGUUCUAGAAAUUAUGUUUAUAUAUAACACAACAUAUAUAACCAACUAGGCCUAGCCUAGUUGGCCACCACGCCUUCCUUAGGGCUUAGUUCCAAAGAGGUCAUGCGUUCAAUUUCUCUUAGAGGGAUUGAAUUAAGAGAGUGCAAAUACUUAAGUGCUUUGUCAAGAGUGGGGAUAUGUUCUCCCAUAGGUGCUAAUCUAAUCUAACAACUAACAUUUGCCGAUCAAAAAAAAUAUAUAUAUACAUAUAUAUAACACAACAUAUAUCUUACUAAAAUGUGUGUUUUUUUUUUUUUAUAUAAAAAUAAUUAAGAGACUUACAGCUUAGGCUUUUAACUUUUUCAAAAAAAAAUAAUCCAAUUUAAUCGUGAAAGGGGAUUCACUGAGUAGCCCUUUGGUUAUAGCUAAAAUAUCACACUGCUAAUUAAAUGCCAUCAAAUAUAUAUCCAAAGAAUAAGGUGAUAACAUUUUUUGAGUAAAGUUGACAUAAAAGCAUAGUUGUACGUAACAUUUUGUGAUUGUUCAUAUUCAUGGAGUUGGGAUCUAGUAAGCCCACUUUAAAAAGUAGCAUGUGUAAGGCUAAGGCUUCUGUUAUUUCUCCAUUUAUAGAAGAAUAUAUAUAACCUUUGGCAUGGGGACGUUUUCCUUUUUAUUCAGAUGAAAAGUGGUUGAUACUGUGCCAUAUUAGCACUGUUCUGCUUCUUUUUCCCACCAUUUUUAUGAAGCCUGGACCACUUGCUAUUGUCUCAAUUUGAUUUCAACCAGUCAGUGGCCAUAAAUAAAGGUACCUGCACAAGCGCUCCCUCUCUCUCUCUCAAUUAAUUCAAUCAGUUUCCUUUUUUGUUUGUUGUUUUCUGUAGCAAGGUGAGUGGUGGUAUUUCAGAAUUUGAGUGCAUAUGUUUUAAGAAAUUUUUUACUUUGUCUAAAGAUGCUUAUUAGUUGACUUAUCAUGGCACAUUACAUAUAGGUUUUAGGGUUUUCCAUAUCCAUGUUGCAGUAUGUUCUGAUGACAUCAAUAUUGUCAUCUAAUUAAUCGGAAAGUAAUUAUUUAGAGGGAUAUGUCAGUGUUCAACGAAUUCCACACACAGAUUUUGUAACAUAAAAGAAUAACCAAGAAAAAUGAAGUAUAUGAAACUUGGGACAAGACCAGACACUUUCUACACAGAAGAGGCUACCAGGACGGUAAUCUCAGACGCAGCCAGUGAUCUCAUCAUACAGAUUAACAAAAUCAAUUAUCUUCUCCAUAAGUUGCAGUAUCAACUUCUUCCCAAGUGUGGUCUCUUGCAACGACUUUGCUCAGAUUCUGAAGAUUCUGCUAGUAUUACUUUGGAGCUUCAUGAUAUUCCUGGAGGUGAAGAUGCUUUCGAGUUGUGUGCUAAGUUUUGCUAUGGGAUUGAAAUCAAUCUUAGUGCACGUAAUAUCGUACCUGCAAUUUGUGCUGCUAAAUUCCUUCGAAUGACUGAAGCAGUUGAAAGAGGAAAUUUUAUUCUAAAACUUGAGAGUUUCUUCAAUUCAUGCAUUCUUGACGGUUGGAAGGACUCCAUUCUAACAUUGCAGACCACAGGAAAAUUACCAGAGUGGUCAGAAAAUCUUGGCAUCAUUAGGAGGUGCAUUGACUCUGUUGUUGAGAAAAUACUUACACCCUUGCCAAAGGUUACAUGGUCCUACACUUACACUAGACCAGGAUAUUCACAGAAACGACACCAAAUUGUGCCAAAGGAUUGGUGGACAGAAGACGUAUCUGACCUUGACAUAGAUCUGUUUCGAUGCAUAAUUACUACUAUUAGGUCAACAAACAUGCUGCCACAACAACUAAUCGGCGAAGCUUUGCAUGUCUAUGCUUGUCGUUGGCUACCAGACACUACAAAGAAUUGGCCUCCAGAGAGUUCAACUUCUCAAAUUGAAGAUGUGAACAAGAAACAAAGAAUUCUUGACACAGUCGCAAGCAUGAUUCCAGCUGAUAGAGGGUGUGUUUCUAUUGGAUUCUUGCUGAGACUACUCAGUAUAGCAAAUUUUAUAGGGGCAUCUCCAGUAACAAAGGCAGAACUUAUAAGGAGAUCUUGCAUGCAACUGGAGGAGGCAACAGUGAAUGACCUUUUAUUUCCUCCACAUUUGUCUUCUAAUAGCCAUUUUUAUGAUGUUGACUUGGUUGGGGCAGUGUUAGAAAGUUUCCUACAACAGUGGAGAAGGCAAAACCUUGGAGAACAAGGUCAAUCCGUGAGUUUGAUUCAGAAAGUUGGAAAGCUCAUUGAUUCUUAUCUUCAAGUGGUUUCAAGGGAUGUCAAUUUGCCAGUUCAGAAAGUAGUGUCUAUUGUAGAAGCUUUGCCAGAAAUUGCUCGGCCUAACCAUGACAACCUUUACAAGGCGAUUAACAUUUACCUAAAGGAACAUCCUGGUCUGGAAAAAGUAGAGAAAAAGCACCUCUGUCGCAUUCUUGAUUGUCAAAAGUUAUCUCCCGAAGUAUGUGCCCAUGCUGUGAAGAAUGAGCGACUACCAUUGAGAACAGUGGUGCAAGUCCUCUUCUUUGAACAAGAGAGAGGCGCCAGGUCAACAACUCACAAACUUCCACCUCAACAGCUACUUAUUGGCAGACAAAGACGGCCAAUUACUGCAAAUGACUCGAGCAAGUCGAAAGUGAGCUCAGAUGGACAAUCCUAUGAAGUAGAGGGCAUUACAAGAACUACAAAUCCUGGAAUUACCGAAAGUAUUCAUCACAAAACAACAAAGUCAGAUGGAAAAUUGGUAUUGGAACCUGAACAAAAUGUGACCAGAAAAAAGGAUGAGCAAACGGAGAUAGAGAAGGCAAGGGUAAUUAAAGAAGAAGGAACUUCUGGAUGUAAAUUUGACCCAAGUAUGAUAAUACAGAGGAGAACUAAAUCAGACCGCAGCCAUAGCAAAGGUAGAUCUAGAUAGCACAUGAAAAGAUUCUCGCAAUUUCUCUGCUCUUAAUUGUAAUUUUGAUUUUCAAGCCAAAAGUAAUGAUCCAUGAUGCCAUUAAACCAGUGUACAAAACCUUAGCACCAUAUAAUAAUCAGUACAAAGUUGUUGUCUUUUGUUCCUGUAGAAGUUGUCUAGAAGUAUUCAGUGAGCAGAAUAUCAGGAAAGGGUUUGAACUAACAAUAGGUGGAGAUUGAGUUUCCAAUGGAUUAUAGUGUGGGAGAAUUGAAGUUACACAUUUGAUUGAUUACUUGAUAUUUUCAUAUGUAAGCACCGCAACAUCAAGUUUGAAA